GUAAGGACGCAUCGUAUUUAAAGUGAGGCGGCGGCUGUUGGAAGCAACACUACAGUUUUGUACCACAACAAGCUGGCAACGAGGAGAGGAUUAACAACGAAGAAAAAAAAAAUACAAACAGCGCUUCUUGAAACUCUGUGUCACAAAGUUUUCUGCAUAACUGUUUACAGAUACAAUGGCGAGCAUAAUCUUUGCAGAGCAGGAAAAUGCACAACUUGGAUCUUCACAAAACUUGCGCCAGCGACUUAAAUCUGUUCCAGAAAAACUAAAGUCUCCCAUGUUGGCCACGCCGCUCUCAUCCGGCCGCAAGGCUUUUGGUGUGGUGGGCAACAGGAUUUCAACACCAGCCAUCAAAACGCACGAGAAGAAACUUGUAAAACCACAGGAAACAAAAGCCACUCCGACUCCUCAAAUCAAAGCAGAGGAAUAUCCAGAAGUUGAGCAGUUUAUCCCUUACGACCCAUUAGACUUUCAGCGGUACAGUGUACCUGAAGAUCUGAUCCCUCUUAGCUGCAUGGCUCUGUCUGGGUUGGCUUGCUUUCCACACAGACGUCCUGAUCUGAAUGAGGAAAAGAUGGAAGAGCUCCCAUAUUUUUCCCCUGUGGAAAUGCCAGAGUGUCCAGCUGACUACACGGAGCUGACCGCGUUUCUUCAAACUAUUGAUGAGCUGACUGAACUUCCUCCAGAACCUGAAUUUUAACGCAUUUAUUAAUGCUCUGUAUUUUUGUCUUUGAAUAAAGUUGUUUUACUACGUU
Messenger RNA from Poeciliopsis prolifica (blackstripe livebearer), 755 nucleotides. RefSeq names its product securin-like. The record is from RefSeq and is a predicted model, not a curated record. Lineage: Eukaryota; Metazoa; Chordata; Actinopteri; Cyprinodontiformes; Poeciliidae. The coding region runs from base 176 to 700 and encodes 174 amino acids. Gene Ontology annotation, cellular component: cytoplasm; nucleus. The transcript is spliced from 6 exons. Gene Ontology annotation, biological process: chromosome organization.